CCUUAUGACUGCGCGUCAUUCGUUUCUCCAGUAUCCAACGUUCACCACGUUCCGAAUGGCAACGUAAUUUCGGUUUUCUCCUCUCCCCGGAAUCAAUAAAAAAAACAGUAGUUUCAUUGACUCGGAGUUAGAUGCUUCAGUUAAUGAAAAUAUUUCAAGUAUUGUCAUUCUUUUCCUGAAAUUUACGAAAUACGUUGACUAUCAUAAUUUGUGGGUAGAAUGUCUGCUGGCGUGUUACUAAGCAAGGAUCUACCUGACAUUGAAAAUCUUCUGCGUCUCAAUCCCAAGGUGAGAGACUACACGAAUUUAGUACCGUCCGUGGAAACUAAGAAGAAUAAGCUCCACUGGAAACGAAACGUUGAAGAGAAAUGCAAUACCUGCACCUUGACAAACAACUUCGACGACAUAAAGCACACGACCCUGAGCGAGCGUGGAGCCCUGAAAGAGUCCGCCCGCUGCCUGAAAUGCGCGGACGCGCCCUGCCAGAAGGGUUGUCCCACCCAGAUCGACAUAAAGUCCUUCAUAACCUCGAUAUCCAACAAGAACUACUACGGGGCAGCGAAAGAAAUCCUCUCGGAUAAUCCGCUGGGCCUGACCUGCGGGAUGGUAUGUCCAACGAGUGACUUGUGCGUGGGUGGAUGCAACCUAGCAGCUACCGAAGAAGGGGCCAUCAACAUCGGAGGUCUCCAGCACUUCGCUGUGGACAUCUUCAAGAAGAUGAACAUCAAGCAGACUAGGAUUCCGGGACAAUCCGUCAGCCACGCGGAGACGAAGAUCGCCCUUAUCGGUUGUGGCCCUGCGUCCCUCACCUGCGCCACAUUUCUGGCGAGGCUGGGGUACAACAACAUCAGGAUCUUCGAGAGGGAGAGCUUCCCGGGGGGUCUGAGCUCCUCCGAAAUCCCGCAAUACCGUUUGCCCUACGACGCCGUCAACUUCGAGAUCAAGCUCGUUAAAGAUCUUGGAGUAGAGAUCGAGUGCGGAAGGUCGCUUUCGACAGACGACCUGACAGUCCAAAAGCUGAAAGACUCCCGCUACGAGGUCAUCUUCCUCGGAAUCGGACUCCCCCAGCCCAAGCUGAUCCCAAUCUUCGAAGGCCUCGACGAACAGAUGGGCUUCUUCACUUCGAAGAGCUUCCUGCCCCGAGUUUCUAAAGGCAGCAAGCCCGGAAUGUGCGCCUGUAAGACGUCGUUACCAGCCCUCCACGGCAACGUCAUCGUCCUUGGAGCAGGUGACACGGCCUUCGACUGCGCGACAUCGGCCCUCCGCUGCGGCGCCGCAAGAGUCUUCGUAGUCUUCAGAAAGGGCUUUACAAACAUUCGGGCUGUUCCAGAGGAGAUGGACCUGGCCCGCGAGGAAAAAUGCGAGUUCAUUCCUUUCCAAUCUCCCCAGAGAGUGAUCCUCCAUCCAAAGACCAGGAAAAUCAUCGCGAUGGAGUUCGCCAGGACCGAGCAUACUGAGAACGGCGAGUGGAUUGAAGACCCCGACCAGAUAACCCGACUGAAGGCAGACUUCAUCAUCUCCGCUUUUGGAUCGGGUCUUUCCGACACCAAGAUCACCUCAGCGAUGUUCCCAGUAAAGCUGAAUAGAUGGGGUCUUCCUGAGGUGAACGCCAUCACCAUGGAGACUUCCCAUCCAGGCGUCUUCUGCGGCGGUGAUCUGGCCGGAGUAGCCCAGACGACCGUUGAAUCCGUUAACGACGGUAAAGUCGCUGCGUGGAGUAUCCACAAGUACAUCCAGGAGUCUCACAACGAGAAGGUCCCGGAGACCCCUUGCCUCCCAAAAUUCCAUACGGAUAUCGACGAAGUCGAUCUCAGCGUCGAAGUCUGCGGUCUUCAUUUUGAAAAUCCAUUUGGCCUCGCCUCAGCGCCACCUGCCACCACCAGCGCCAUGAUCCGCAGGGCCUUCGAGGCCGGCUGGGGUUUCGUCGUGACGAAAACCUUCAGCUUGGACAAAGACCUGGUCACUAACGUCUCUCCCAGAAUAAUAAAAGGCACGACUUCCCGUCAUCAUUACGGCCCGGAGCAAAGCAGCUUCCUCAACAUCGAACUGAUAUCCGAGAAAUCCGCGGCGUACUGGUGUCGGAGUGUGACGGAACUAAAGCGGGACUUCCCCGGAAAAAUCGUCAUUGCGAGCAUCAUGUGUUCGUACGACGAAGCCGAUUGGACGGAAUUAGCGAAGUUGGCUGAGUCAGCUGGGGCUGACGGUCUGGAGUUGAACCUCUCGUGCCCCCACGGCAUGGGGGAGUCUGGGAUGGGUCUGGCGUGUGGUCAAGACCCGAUUUUAGUCCGGGACAUCUCCAAGUGGGUCAGGAAGGCCGUGAAAAUUCCGUUCUUCGUGAAGCUGACGCCAAACAUCACUGAUAUCGCUUCGAUUGCGAAGGCAGCUCACGAAGGUGGCGCCUCCGGCGUAUCCGCCAUCAAUACGGUUUCCGGGCUGAUGGGCCUCCACGGAGAUGGCAGCCCCUGGCCAGCCGUCGGCAGCAAGAAGCUGACGACUUACGGGGGCAUGUCCGGAAAUGCCACGAGACCGCAAGCACUGCGAGCCAUCUCAACAAUCGCGAAGGAGUUACCGGAUUUUCCGAUCAUGGGAAUUGGAGGGGUGGACUCUGCGGAUGUGACGCUUCAGUUCUUGCACUGUGGCGCUUCCGUCGUGCAGGUGGGGAGCGCCAUUCAGAACCAGGACUUCUCGUUGAUUGAGGAUUACGUGACGGGGUUGAAGGCUCUGCUGUAUCUCGAAGGAAAGGGGUUGAACGGCUGGGAUGGACAGAGUCCCCCGACGAUGAGGCACCAGAAGGGAAAGCCGGUUCUUCAUCACGCGCUUGGGAAACAUGUGCCCUACUUCGGGGAGUAUCAACUGAUGCGGCUGAAAGCGGAGGCGGAAGUCAAGGCCAGGUCAGAUCCGCUGGCGGUUGAUCGCGAUCGAAAUGAAGGGGUUGAAAUGACGGAUUCAGGGAAGGGUCUAGAUGUUCCUAAACUGAAAAGUGUCAUUGGGAAGGCGUUGACUCAUAUUGGGCCCUACAAACAGCUUGAUAACACACAACAGGUGGUCGCGCUGAUUGAUGACGACAUGUGCAUCAAUUGCGGCAAGUGCUACAUGACUUGCGCUGACUCGGGGUAUCAGGCCAUCGAAUUCAACGCGGAAACCCAUAUUCCGCAUGUCAAUGACGACUGCACCGGGUGCACCCUGUGCUUAUCCGUGUGUCCAAUCAUCGAUUGCAUAACGAUGGUGCCAAAGACUAUUCCGCAUGUUGUGAAACGAGGAGUGUCACCGGCUGGAGGGGAGAUCAGAAAUGGUGUGAAAUAGGCACAGUAGUGAGGCAGAAUACUCGAGAAUUAUAAAGGCAUGGUUUUUCAUGUAAAUUUAUUGCACCAAUUUAUACUAUUAAUAAAGAUUUUUCGAGGUCUUCUAGUAA
Messenger RNA from Diachasma alloeum, 3412 nucleotides. It is a transcript of the gene su(r), whose product is annotated as dihydropyrimidine dehydrogenase [NADP(+)]. The record is from RefSeq and is a predicted model, not a curated record. Gene Ontology annotation, biological process: thymine catabolic process; uracil catabolic process. Lineage: Eukaryota; Metazoa; Arthropoda; Insecta; Hymenoptera; Braconidae. Gene Ontology annotation, cellular component: cytoplasm; cytosol. Bases 220 to 3303 code for a protein of 1027 amino acids. The transcript has 4 exons. Gene Ontology annotation, molecular function: dihydropyrimidine dehydrogenase (NADP+) activity; uracil binding; iron-sulfur cluster binding.